Messenger RNA from Phialemonium atrogriseum, 1002 nucleotides. RefSeq lists its product as uncharacterized. The transcript has a single exon. The coding region runs from base 452 to 655 and encodes 67 amino acids. The record is from RefSeq and is a predicted model, not a curated record. Lineage: Eukaryota; Fungi; Ascomycota; Sordariomycetes; Cephalothecales; Cephalothecaceae.
CAAGAAAUUGAUCCAUUUACCCCUACCCUUGGGCAAAAGAAUGCACCCCCCUGCUGGGAUGCACCUUUCACCACCUGACCAAAGCAGGGAUCUUUCCGCGCUAAAAUUCCAGCUGGACCGUUCUGUCCAACGUCAGCUACUUACUACAAAGAUGGGUACCUACAUCCAUACAUAGGUAUUGUAGAGGUACCUACCUUCAGGAUGCCAACACCCAAUUUGACAUGGCAGGAUGAGGCUGCAUCAAGAUUGGCAAAUAUAUGGUCGCUUGCAUGCACCGAUACAUCACGAGGGAGAGCGGGGGAGACGCCUUAAGGGAGAGGUCCAUAUGACUGGCGUGUUUCGUUGUCCAUGUAGUGAUGAUAGGGAUGCUGCCUUCAUUUAAUGGCGAUGACUUCGCUCUUCCCCAUUAAAAUCUUCUUAGGGCAUCACGCUUGCUAGUGAAGUUCGACACAUGUUCGCUGAGCCGCAUAUUGCAGAGAUCGAGGAGAAGAUCGAGGACAAGAUCACCUGGAUUCAAAAGAAGAAGGAUGGGCUGGAGGAGAAAAGUGCUACUAUCGCCGAUGUUCCCCAAGAUCUGAAGGACCCAAUGUCGAAAAGUGCGUCGCAGCCGACUGAGAACAGAGGCCGGGGUGACGCUCUUGAUAUCGAUGAAUGAGCUACGAGAGACGAGGAAAUCAUCGAUGAACUUAAUGAGGCAAUAGAGGACGCGGAGCCAGAGCCGGUGGAGCUGGAGGAGGAGGAGCAGGCCCUGGAAGACUAUGUGAAGGUUGUGUGAUGUAUUUUUCUAGCAUCGGCUGGUCCUUCUCAGUGUCUGUCAGCAUGCCUAGCUUCUCAUCGGGUUCUUGCCGUUUCCCAGGAGACUCUUGGACCCUUUUAGUGGCCUCGCGAGGGACGAAUAAGUUGUUAUCCGUGAGGUAUUGAGUGUAUCGUUCCGAGUUCUCCAGCCGCCGCUUAACUUCAAGGGUAGACGGGCCGCCCUUCCCGUCGCGCUCAAAGAAUUGG